Messenger RNA from Cavia porcellus (domestic guinea pig), 2528 nucleotides. RefSeq names its product zinc finger protein OZF-like. NCBI's taxonomy places the organism in Eukaryota, Metazoa, Chordata, Mammalia, Rodentia, Caviidae. Gene Ontology annotation, molecular function: DNA-binding transcription factor activity; RNA polymerase II cis-regulatory region sequence-specific DNA binding. The transcript is spliced from 4 exons. Bases 306 to 1928 code for a protein of 540 amino acids. The record is from RefSeq and is a predicted model, not a curated record. Gene Ontology annotation, biological process: regulation of transcription by RNA polymerase II.
GGCUCUUCCGGUGUCAUGGCGGUAAAGUGAGGCGCUGGAGCACGUUGUGUAGAGUCUCUGGUGUUACUGUGCUACCUUUUGUGAUUUCUGCUGGCUGCACUCUGCAUGGGAAAGUCUCCGUGAGAUCCUGAAGCCACGCAAUGGUGAUGUUGUGGGAGGAAGCCAGGGAUGGCACGGAAUCGGGAGGAGGUCUGAAAGAAAGUGGCCCGAGCCAGCUCCGGGGAACCACGGCUUAGCUCCGGACCCUGAGGAUCUCCUGGUCUUUGGAAGCAGUGACCUCUCAGGAUGUGGCUGUGAACUUCACUAUGGAGGAGUGGGCUUUGCUGAAUCCGUCCCAGAAGAAGCUCUAUAGAGACGUCAUGAGGGAAACUUUUAGGAACUUGGCUGCCAUAAGAAGAGCUUGGGGCAACCAGGAAGUUGAAGAAGAAUACAAAAAUUCCUGGAGAAAUCUAAGAAAUGAAGAGGUAGAGAAAUACUGUCAAAAUAAAGGUUGGAAUCAGCAUGAAGAAAUACUCUUUUGGACUCCAGAUGCUAAUACACGCAUGAAACAAACUGAUUUAAAGCCAGCCAAAAGUCUUGCUUGCAGAAAGUCCCUGCAUGGUGUGCCCACCAUAGCUCAAUCUGGACUGAAGACAUCUGAGUAUAUGGGGUCAGAAGAAAAGAUGGAUAAGUAUAAUAAACAUGAAAGAACCUGCAGUGAUCUCCACUCCUUUCAGAAGGAUGCAAAGACAAAGACUAGAGAGAAACCUUAUGACUAUGGUCAGUAUGGGAAAUCCUACUCUGAUCUUAGUGAAAAAACUCACCUUACAGAGACCUUUGUAUGUGAGAAAAAUUUGAAAUUCUCUAACAUUCCCCAUGAUGUUCAGAUUCAUGAAAAUAACCACAAUGAGGGAAAACGCCAUGUAUGUAGGGAAUGUGGAAAGACUUUCAGUAGGCGUCAACAAUGUAAACAACAUGAAAGAAGUCACACUGGGGAGAAACCUUACGUAUGUAAGCAGUGUGGGAGAGCUUUCAGCAUACGUAGUAAUUGUCAAAAACAUGAAAGAACUCAUACUGGGGAGAAACCUUACGUAUGUAAGCAGUGUGGGAGAGCUUUCGCCAUACGUAGUAAUUGUCAAACGCAUGAAAGAAUUCAUACUGGGGAGAAACCCUAUGAAUGUAGGCAGUGUGGGAGAGCUUUCGGUAGGCGUGAACAUUGUAAACAACAUGAAAGAACUCACACUGAGAAGAAACCCUACGUAUGUAAGCAGUGUGGGAAAGCUUUUAGCAGAUCCUAUAAUUGUCACACACAUGAAAGAAGUCACACCUGGGAGAAACCCAAGCCCUAUGUGUGUAAGCAGUGUGGGAAAGCUUUUAGCACACGUGGUGAUCAUCAAAAACAUGAAAGGACUCACAAUGGGGAAAAACCCUAUGUGUGUAAACAAUGUGGGAAAGCUUUCAGCACACAAAGUAAUUGUAAAAUGCAUGAAAGAAUUCACAUGGGGGAGAAACCAUAUGUAUGUAAACAGUGUGGGAAAACUUUCAGCACACACAAUGGUUUUAAAACACAUGAACGAAUUCACACUGGGGAGAAACCCUAUGUUUGUAAGCAAUGUGGAAAAGCGUUUAGUACACAAAGUGCUUGUAAAGUACAUGAAAGAAUUCACACUGGGGAGAAACCCUAUGUUUGUAAGCAAUGUGGGAAAGCGUUUAGGGCACCAGGUGGUUGUCAAAUACAUGAAAGAAUUCACACUGGGGAGAAACCCUAUGUUUGUAAGCAAUGUGGGAAAGCUUUCAGUAGGGGUCAUCAUUGCAAACAACAUGAAAGAACUCACACUGGGGGAAAACCUUAUGUACAUAAGCAAUAUGGGAAAGUUUUCACAAGAAAGAGUACUUUUCAAACACGAAAGAAGUCACACCAAGGAGAAACUCAAACCCUAUGUAUGUAAACAGUGUGGGAAAGCUUUUGGUACACAAGGUGACUAAAAUACAUGAAAGAAAUCACAUGGGAGAAACCCUACAUAUGUAAGCAAUUUGGGAAAGCUUUUAGUACACAAUGCUAUUGUAAAAGUCAUGAAAGGACUCAUACUCAGCAUUAAUUCUGUAUAUGUAGGCACUGUAAAAAAAAAAAAAAAAAAAAAAACAGCACUCAUGGAAUUUACCAAAGACAUAAAACUCAAAAUGAGAAAUUCUAUGUAUGCAAGCAAUAUGGGACGGCUUUGGGUAAACACAUCAUCAAACAUAUGAAAGAAGUCUCACUGAGGAGGAACUUGGUAUGUAAGCCUACUUUCAACUCCUGUGAAAAUUUCUCAUGUAGUGAAGAUCUGUAGGAAUAAUAAAUACAAAAAGUUUGAUGUAUUUCUUAAAAAUAAAAUACCAGAUAGCAAUAUCCUAAAGUAUAUACAUUAGGUUUUUCAGUAAAUCACUUCAAUAUCUCCUUGUGUGUCUGCAGUUUUUCAUGAAAAAAUGGCAAGCUAACAUAGUGGCACAGUUUUUCUCUCUGAGCUUAAUACGUACUGUUUUAAUAAAGCAUGGUGAGUUGAAAUGUA